This is a messenger RNA of Carcharodon carcharias (great white shark), 3106 nucleotides long. RefSeq names its product membrane-associated phosphatidylinositol transfer protein 3-like. Gene Ontology annotation, molecular function: phosphatidylcholine intramembrane carrier activity; phosphatidylcholine binding; metal ion binding. Gene Ontology annotation, biological process: phospholipid transport. Gene Ontology annotation, cellular component: cytoplasm. The transcript is spliced from 18 exons. Lineage: Eukaryota; Metazoa; Chordata; Chondrichthyes; Lamniformes; Lamnidae. The record is from RefSeq and is a predicted model, not a curated record. Bases 1 to 2811 code for a protein of 936 amino acids.
AUGUCUUACAAUGAGGUUCCCGACUAUGGGAAAUGUGGCCUCAACGACAUUGUGGAACCGAUUUUUGGCCUUCAAGCCAUGUUGUCUGCUCACACCGCUGAACACGUCCGAUACCAGCAGGCAUGGAAAAUUCCGCCCACUAUGUUUGACCCCUUGGAAAAUUUUGCAAAUGAAGAGGAGGAAGAGUGCUCCUUCAGCUCUCACAAGGAAAGCUUGGACCUCCCCGCUCUUAGUCUUACCCUCCAUCCUCCUAAUUACAGGUUCACCACUGGGCACCCCACCAAUUACCUGCUGCCGUGGCUGAAUUCUGGGCUGCACAGUUUCUGCUGCUUCCCACUGAUGGAAAGGAAGUUGGAUGAAUUUAAUGGCUUGUUCUUUGAUAUGGCCAAAAAUAGGCAAACCUUGGAUUUAAUGAAAAAAUCUGAAGAGACUUGUGGAAGCUCUGGAGAGAAACUGGUGAGGAAUCAAACCCACGCUAAUGCUCCAGUGGUGCUCAGCUUAAAUCCAUACAGCUAUGACGAAGGCUGCCUAAGCAGCAGCGAGGAUCACAUUCCAUUGGCUGCACUGCCCCUGCUCGCAAUCUCUUCCCCUCAAUAUCAGGAUGCAGUCACAAUGGUGAUUAGCAGAGCGAAUCAGAUUUACAACGAGUUCCUGAAGUCUGAGGAUGGGAUUGGAUUCAAUGGCCAGGUUUGCUUAAUUGGUGACUGUGUUGGAGGUAUUCUGGGAUUUGAUGCCUUGUGUUACAGUGCACAUACAACAUGUGAAAGCCAGAACAGCAGCAGGAGGGGGAGUAUUGGCAGCAUACAGGAUAACACACUUUUAACAGAUGAAGCUGGAUCUGACUUAGGCUCCAGUAAACAACUUAGCAAAAGCAACAUAGAUAUCUCAGGGAUUGAUACUGAGGAACCAAGGAAACCGUUGCCAAGGAAACAGAGUGACUCUUCAGCCUAUGAUUGUGAUACCAUAACACAGCAUCGUGCUUUUUUGUCAAGAAGUCAUUCCAGUGCAUUAAAUGAUGACCCUGAUUUACAAAGGACAUGUAGCAGUAAUUUAUUGGAAGGAAACCCAGGACGAUUUGAUUUUGACGUCUCUGACUUCUUCCUCUUUGGUUCCCCAUUGGCUUUGGUUCUGGCCAUGAGGUGGACAGUACUUCCUUCAGUAGAUGUGACCCACCUGCGGCCUGCUUGUACCCAGGUGUACAGCCUCUUCCAUUCAGCCGAUCCCUCUGCCUCUCGGCUGGAACCACUGCUGGAGAAAAAGUUCCACCUUCUGGCUCCAUUCUCUGUUCCAAGGUACCAACGAUAUCCUUUGGGAGAUGGGAAUUCUGCUCUUCUAGCUGACUUCUUACAGAGCCAUAUAUCUCUCUUUCUGGAAAGUUCCAAUACACCCACGUCCCCUAACACGCUACUGAUGCAAUUGCAACGAGGGAUGCGAAGAGGCAGCCAAACCAGCAUUACCAGCGAGGUGUCAGGAUCUUCAGAAGGUAUCUUUGCAGCCAAUAUUGCCAGCAUUACCACAAAAUGGUGGGGGACAAAAAGGAUAGACUACGCACUGUACUGCCCUGAUGCAUUAACAGCUUUUCCAACUGUGGCACUACCACACUUGUUCCAUGCCAGCUACUGGGAAUCAACUGAUGUGUUGGCAUUUGUUUUACGGCAGGUAAUGAGGUAUGAAAGUGUGAAUAUAAAGGAGAGCGACAGCAAGGAUUCAUCCACAUGCAAUGAAUCAAGCACUCGGGAGAAAUGGCUUCGCAGACGAACACAAGUGAAGCUUAGGAAUGUAACAGCCAAUCACCGAGCCAAUGAUGUCAUCAUAGCAGAAGGUGGCCCCCAGACAUUGGUGGGAAGGUUUAUGUAUGGACCCCUGGACAUGGUCACCCUGACUGGAGAAAAGGUCGACAUCCUCCUCAUGACACAGCCGCCCUCAGGAAGGUGGGCGUAUUUUGACACUGAGAUCACCAGCAACAGUGGCAGAAUCCUAUACACCAUUCCAGAUGGAAAGAAGCUCAGUGUUGGAGUCUACCCUGUGAAGAUGGUUGUAAGAGGUGACCAGACUUUUGCAGAGAGCUACCUUACAGUGCUGCCAAAGGGGAUGGAAUGUGUCGUCUUCAGCAUCGAUGGGUCUUUUGCUGCUAGUGUCUCUAUCAUGGGCAGUGACCCUAAGGUCAGAGCAGGAGCUGUGGAUGUGGUCAGACACUGGCAGGACCUGGGCUACCUCAUCAUUUACAUUACCGGUCGCCCAGACAUGCAGAAGCAGCGAGUGGUGUCCUGGCUGGGUCAGCAUAACUUUCCCCAGGGCAUGAUCUUCUUCUCUGAAGGCCUGGUCCACGACCCCCUCCGACAAAAAACCAUCUUCUUACGCAACCUCGUGCAAGAGUCCCACAUCAAGAUCUCUGCUGCCUAUGGUUCAAUGAAAGACAUUUCAGUCUAUAACGUCCUGGGAUUGCCAGCACCUCAAAUCUAUAUCGUUGGGCGUCCAUCCAAAAAGUAUCAGAACCAAUGUCAGUUUCUCUCCGAAGGUUAUGCUGCUCACUUGGCCCAGCUGGAGUUCAGCCAUCGAUCCCGCCCAAAGAAGAGCAACUCUCGGAUGAUUUUGCGGAAGGGGAGUUUCGGCCUCUCCGCUCAACCCGACUUCCUUCGGAAAAGAAACCAUUUGCGCAGGACUAUGUCAGUGCAGCAACCCGACCCGCCUUCCUGCAAUCCCAAGCCGGAGCGAGCCCAGAGCCAGCCAGAGUCUUAUAAGGAGGACAGACACCCCCACAGCAUAGCCUGGGCCCGUAGCGGAGGCUCCAGAUCAGAGCCAUGUGUGUGAGCAGUGUACCAUAGGCAACAGAGAGUUCCAGGCUUUAUCGAGAGUCUGAAGGUGCACUGAGAAAGCCCUUUUGAGGCCCUUUGUACAUUCUUGUUCCAGAAGGUUUUGGGCUGGAAUUUCCUCUUGUGUCCAAUCAACGGUGGAUGUGCGUUGGGCAGCACUUCCACCCUUACUAACGACCUGGCACUGACCCCAGCGACGCUUUACAGGUCACUUAAAUAAAAUAGACAGGCUCCCCAAGGUACUGGAAGGCCAUCACCGUAGGGGGAGAAGCUUUGCCCUCUAGGAGGAUAUA